AUGAUAAAAUAAUUAUUUAGAAGAUCCUUAAUUAAUCAACCUCAACUCUUUACUUUUAGUGAGUAUUUUAAAGAGAGAGAUAAAGCUGAAAUAUUUGAAUAUUACAAUAAUAAAUUCACAGAUAAGAGAUACAUUAUGUAUACACAAAAAUGGAAAAAUGAUUUAGAAAAGAAAGCAAAACGUCGAGCUAGACAUUAAGAAUUAGAAAGACAAAGGGUAUUACUCUAAUUUUAAUCUUGAUUCAUAGACUCCUCCUGUGGCAUAGGAAUGCAAAUUUAUUGUGCAUGAUUAAAUGAAAGGAAUCGAAUUGCCUUCAAUCCUUAAAUUUGCUGUAUGCAAAAUUGGUAGUAGCUAAUAUAAGGUUGUUAAGGAUGAUUAGAUUAUUACAGAAUUUAUGGAAGGAUUAGAUAUUAAUACAACAAUUGAAUUAGAUCAAAUUUUAAUGGUUGGAGCUAAAGAUUAUACUGUUUUAGGUAGGCCAUUUGUAGAAAAUGCAAAAGUUUUAGCAACAGUAGAAUAAUAAACAUUAAGCGAUAAAGAACUUGUUUAUAAAAAAAAAAGAAGAAAGAGAUAUUAAAAAUCUUAGGGACACAGAUAAAAAAUUACCAUAUUAAGAAUCAAUGAAGUAGUUCACGAUGUUAAUGAUCAAUUAUUAAACAGAGCUGUUGCAUUAAUCUGA
Molecule: messenger RNA, 679 nt
Organism: Paramecium sonneborni
Lineage: Eukaryota; Ciliophora; Oligohymenophorea; Peniculida; Parameciidae
Source: the annotation of a GenBank genome assembly